AUGACAGUUAAAUUCAUAAUUCUCUCAGUUUUCGUCGCUGUAGCCAGCUCCAGCCACAUAGGUUAUGGCUAUGGACCCGCUCUUGUAGGAACAAAUGGAGCUAUAUCAACUUAUUCCACUGUUCAACAAGUUCCAUCUGCUCCACUUGCCUUAACAGCUCCAAUUACCUACACGGCUCCAGUAGCUAGAACUGCUCUUGCUGAACCUUCUGCACUAGCCCAUUACGAUUUCGGGUACGCUGUGAAUGAUCCUCAAACUGGAGACGCGAAGAGCCAAUUCGAGUCUCGUCGUGGCGAUGUUGUACAAGGUAGCUAUUCCCUCUUGGAAUCUGAUGGAUCCAAACGAACUGUAGAUUACACUGCUGACGAACAAAAUGGAUUCAAUGCUGUUGUACGCAAAGAACCGGCAGUCAUACAUGCUGUUGCUCCAGUAGUAACCAAAAUAUCUGCUCCAGUUGCUUACACAGCUCCCGUUGCCCCUUGGACUAUAUCUAAAAUUGCCGCUCCAUGGUCUGCUAAAGGAGCUACCUCUAUCACUUCCACUGCCUCUGUAGCUCAUUCUUCACCAUGGAAUGUAGCUAAAACUGCCACAUGGGGUGUUGCUCCCGCUGCUACUCUUGGUUACGUCGCCAAAAGCUACUCUGCUCCAUGGUCUGUUUCUGGAUACACUGCUCAUGUUCCUACAGUUACACGCAACGUUUGGUAA
Molecule: messenger RNA, 705 nt
Organism: Diorhabda carinulata
Lineage: Eukaryota; Metazoa; Arthropoda; Insecta; Coleoptera; Chrysomelidae
Product: cuticle protein 8-like
Exons: 2
Coding region: 1-705 (234 amino acids)
Cellular component (GO): extracellular matrix
Source: RefSeq, a predicted model, not a curated record